Molecule: messenger RNA, 3139 nt
Organism: Lepus europaeus (European hare)
Lineage: Eukaryota; Metazoa; Chordata; Mammalia; Lagomorpha; Leporidae
Gene: ZFPM1
Product: zinc finger protein, FOG family member 1
Exons: 10
Coding region: 42-2882 (946 amino acids)
Biological process (GO): positive regulation of transcription by RNA polymerase II; heart development; erythrocyte differentiation
Cellular component (GO): nucleus
Molecular function (GO): RNA polymerase II-specific DNA-binding transcription factor binding
Source: RefSeq, a predicted model, not a curated record
CCGAGGCUGAGGCGGCCUUGGAGGCGCGCGGCGCCGGAGACAUGUCCAGGAGGAAACAGAGCAACCCCCGGCAGAUCAAGCGUUCCCUCGGAGACAUGGAGGCCGGAGAGGAAGCCCAGGCUACGGACGCCACCCUCACAGAGUGCGAGGCCGCACAGCCAGAGCCCGCGGCCUUGGGGGAGCCCCAGCCCCCAAGCCCAUCCAGAGCAGACACUGGUCUGCCUCCACCGCCAGCAGCCCCCAUGUCCCCAGGAGGCCCUGAGGAGACGGAGGGGCCGGAGCCAGAGACGGCAUCCCAAGAGGAGAACGGCAGCCCCUGGAGGGGGCCAGACGAGCUGGAGCUGCUGCUGCAGGACGGCCAGACGCGUGUGCGGGCCCGGCGUGGCCUCGCCCAGGGCCUGGCCUGGGGUCCGUUCCCGGGGAGCAUCCAGACCGCGGCCUCAUCCCCCCAGCAGGCAGAACUGGAUGGAGCCCUGCCCCUGCUGAGGGUGGACGAGGCCUGCUGGCUGAAGACGCUGCCCCAGGCCCUGACCCAGGCUGAAGCCAACUCUGAGAUCUACAGGAAGGACGAAGCCCUGUGGUGCAGGGUCACCAAGCCGGUGCCCGAGGGUGGGCUCCUGAGCGUGUUCCUCGUGGCCGAGCACUGCAGCGUCCCCAGCCACCCCGUGAAGAAGGAGCCCGCAGAGCCCCAGGGCCCGGUCCCCACGCCCAGCGACAUCCGGCUGCUGCCCCAGCAGGCCGGCAUGGCGUCCAUCCUCGCCACGGCCGUCGUGAACAAGGACGUGUUCCCUUGUAAGGACUGCGGCAUCUGGUACCGGAGCGAGCGUAACCUGCAGGCCCACCUGCUCUACUACUGCGCCAGCCGCCAGGGCGGCUCCCCGGCCGCGGCCGCCGCCGACGAGAAGCCCAAGGAGCCCUACCCCAACGAGCGCGUCUGCCCCUUCCCCCACUGCCGCAAGAGCUGCCCCAGCGCCAGCUCCCUGGAGAUCCACAUGCGCAGCCACAGCGGAGAGCGCCCCUUCGUGUGCCUCAUCUGCCUGUCGGCCUUCACCACCAAGGCCAACUGUGAACGCCACCUCAAGGUGCACACAGACACCCUGAGCGGUGUCUGUCACAGCUGCGGCUUCAUCUCCACCACAAGGGACAUCCUCUACAGCCACUUGGUGACCAACCACAUGGUGUGCCAGCCCGGCUCCAAGGGGGAGAUCUACUCGCCAGGGGCCGGCCACCCGGCGGCCAAGCUGCCCGAUGCUCUGGCCGGCCUCCAGCCCCACGCGGCCCUUCACCGCCCGCUGGCCACACCGGACCUGGGCCUGACGCCCACCUCAUCGCCAGGAAAGGACAGGAAGGUCCAGGCCGAGGCCACCAACGGAGAGGCCAAAGCAGACCCCCAGAACGGGGGCGGCCACGAGCCCCCCGUGGCCCCCAGAACCAUCAAGGCUGAGGCGGCGGAGGAGCCGGAGUUGGCGCGCGCCCCGGGCCCCGGCGAGCCCGCACCCCAGGCCCCCUCGCGGACGCCCUCCCCACGCAGCCCGGCCCCGGUGCGCGUGAAGGCCGAGCUGUCCAGCCCCACGCCGGGCUCCAGCCCGGUGCCCGGGGAGCUGGGCCUGGCCGGGGCGCUCUUCCUGCCGCAGUACGUGCUGGGGCCGGACGCAGGCGCCCCGCCAGGCUCCGCGGCGCCGCAGGCCUCGGAGAUCCUGGCCAAGAUGUCCGAGCUGGUGCACGGGCGGCUGCAGGCAGGCGCGGCGGGGGCGCCGGCCCUGCUGGCGGGGGCGCCCAAGGGCGCCACGUGCUUCGCCUGCGACAUCACCUUCAACAACGUCAGCAACUUCCUGGUGCACAAGCGCCUCUACUGCUCUGGCCGCCGCGGGCCCGAGGACGCGGCCGCCGCGCGCAGGCCCCAGGCGCCUCCGGGCCCCGCCGCGGAACCCGCCGCGGCGCGCUCCCCGCCCGGCCCCGGCGAGCGCGAGGGCGAGGCGGGCGGCGCGGACACGGCCGAGGCGGACACGGCCGGCCGGGGCAGCGAGGGCAGCCAGAGCCCGGGCAGCUCGGUGGACGACGCGGAGGACGACCCGAGCCGCACGCUGUGCGAGGCCUGCAACAUCCGCUUCAGCCGCCACGAGACGUACUCGGUGCACAAGCGCUACUACUGCGCCUCGCGCCACGACCCGCCGCCGCGCCGGCCGCCCGCGAGCCCCGCCGCGCCGCCCACGCCGCACGCGCGCACGCGCAGGCGCCGCAAGCUGCACGAGCUGCACGCCCCGCCGCCCGCGCCCGCGCCCGACUCGGAGCGCCCCGCGUCGCCGCUGCCCGGGGGCGGCGGCCCCACGCCCGCCGCCGACGGCCCCAUCGACCUGAGCAAGAAGCCGCGGCGCCGGCCCCCGGACGCGCCGCCCGCGCCCGCGCCCGGCCUGUCCGCCCUGGCCGACUACCACGAGUGCACGGCCUGCCGCGUGAGCUUCCACAGCCUCGACGCCUACCUGGCGCACAAGCAGUACUCGUGCCCCGCGCCGCGGCCCGCCUGCCCCUACUGCCCCCCGAACGGCCUGGGCCGGGGCGACCUCAUCGAGCACUUCCGCCUGGCGCACGGGCUGCUGGUGGCCGAGGCUCGGACGCCGGCCGACCGCGGCCCCCCAGACGGCCCCGAGCCGCGGGAGCCGCCCCGCGCGGCCAGCGGCAGCCCCCGGCCCGCCGCGCCGCAGUCCCCCGCCGCGCCGCCCGCCCCGGCCCCCGCCCCCGCGGACAAGGGCGCGGCGCCGCCGGUGCCCAGCGGCAACCCCAGGUACUGCCGCCUGUGCAACAUCAGGUUCAGCAGCCUGUCCACCUUCAUCGCGCACAAGAAGUACUACUGCGCCUCGCACGUGGCCGAGCACGUGAAGUGAGCCCGCGCCGCCCGCCUGCUGCCCCCGCGGCUCGGAGCUGCCGGGUUCCCCUGGAGAGUACGCACCUGCGGCCACGCGGCCACGCUGGGUCUCCUGGGCGGGGCGGAGGACAGCCGCCCCGCGGCCCCGCGGCCUCUCACUGUGCAUGAGUCUGCAUGGAGAGCCGAGGCCGCCGCCGUCCCAGCGCUCACCGCACGGCGCUCACGUGUGCAUCUGAAACAAUAAAUGUCUAAAGGUGCGGGGAGCGUCAGGGACGU